Molecule: messenger RNA, 2393 nt
Organism: Lotus japonicus
Lineage: Eukaryota; Viridiplantae; Streptophyta; Magnoliopsida; Fabales; Fabaceae
Product: vesicle transport v-SNARE 12
Exons: 6
Coding region: 1458-2126 (222 amino acids)
Biological process (GO): vesicle fusion; vesicle-mediated transport; intracellular protein transport
Cellular component (GO): Golgi apparatus; endoplasmic reticulum membrane; SNARE complex
Molecular function (GO): SNAP receptor activity; SNARE binding
Source: RefSeq, a predicted model, not a curated record
UUCCUCUUCUCUCUACCUUCUUCACCUCUUCUCUCUUCAACACCAGAUUCAAAUUUCUAUCAAUCUCAGACAUGUCUCUCUUCAACACCUCCGUGCCGGAAAACUCCACCACCAGCUGUACUUCAACCCCAAAACUCAUCCCCACCACCUCAUCACAAAAUAACCCUUUUUCCUUAUCUCUGUACCUUUUCCCUUCUCUCUGCAUCUCCAUUCUGCCAGUGUCAUUGGGGUUCCCGGCGGCGGAGCAGUUGCCGGUGACAGGAUGUGCGGCCAUGGAAGCUUCUGAUCAACCCAUUUUCUUGCCGGCUUCCUAGAUCUCGUCCACCCAAACGCUUUUCCCAGAUCUGGUUCGUUCGGAGAAGCCAGAUCUCCUUUCCCGACUCCAUCUUCCUCACCCUUUGAUGGCGGCGCAAACCACCAACGCACUCCCAUUGUUGCGGCUGAAUGGAAUCAAACGCUCGGCGUUGAAGGUGGAUGAAGGAACGACAACAACAGCUUUGAGAAGCAUGUUGUGUGUGUUCGUUUGUUCAUUCAGGAUUGUAAGAGGAAGGGAAGCUUCAACAUGAAUUCAUCCAAGGCUACAGUUCUUCUUUUUCUCUGUUUACAAAUUUUAUGAUAUGUCCAAAUGGUUUGAAGGUCUGGAAAUGUUAUUACUGAGGGUGUGGAUCUGGGUAAAAAUAAAAACUUUGAUGUUGGUGGAAGGAGAUGGAAGCAAAACACAGAAAUUUUGAAUUUUGAUUAACAGAGGAGAAGUUGGUUUUCUGGGUAAGAAGAGAAAGAAGUGAAGAAGAAGAAGAAACAGAUCUGAUUUUGGUUGUGGAAAUCUUCCCCUGAGAUCUCUCCAGAAUAAGAGAUUAGGUUGUAAUUUUAACCCUAAAUUUAUUUUGAAGGAAAAAGGAAAGGUUUGAUGAUGAGUGAAUUAGGAGAGAUUUCAGGGAAGAAUAAGAUCCUCAACGGAUUUUUAACCCUAAAUUCUUUUUUUUUUUUGAAAUAUUGAAUAAUAAUUAACCUAAUCCUCAUUAACUAAUUUACUAAUUUUUAAGUUUUUUGAUUUUUUUUUAAAAAAACCUGCUGAACCUGCUACCAUAGGUCAAAAGGCACUUGUGUAACCUUACACAAGCUUCUAUUUGUGUAUGCUAAAUUCCUCCGGAAAGAAGGUGAAUUUGGGUUGACUUUCCAUUUCCAUGAGCUGAUAAACUGAAUUAGUAAUUAGUAAAUGGUGGUAAAAAGUUAAAAAGAAAAUUUGACUGUUGACUUUGUACUGUUCCCACCUCAGACACAGGUCAACAAUUGCAAUCUGCUACCGGCAACCGCUGUUGAUUAACCCACAAGACCAAAAUCCCAACCGCACGCACUGUUGUUUCCAUUUUCCUCUGCUCCUGAAGAAAAGUACCAGAAUCAUCAACCAAAUCUCAAUAUUGUUCAGUUUCGAUCGAUCCAAGUUCCAAACAAACAACAUGAGCGAGGUUUUCGAAGGGUAUGAGCGCCAGUACUGCGACCUCUCUGCUAAUCUCUCCCGCAAAUGCAGCUCCGCGUCUCUUGUUUCUGACCUGGAACAGAAGCAACAAAAGCUUUCUGAGAUCAAAGCUGGACUAGAUGAUGCCGAUGUUCUGAUUCGGAAGAUGGACCUCGAGGCGAGAAGUUUGCAGCCGAGUGUAAAAGCAAUGCUUCUUGCAAAGUUGAGGGAAUACAAAUCCGAUCUAACCAAGUUGAAAAAAGAAUUUAAAAGGUUAACAUCUCCUAGUGCUGAUCAGGCUGCCCGUGAAGAUUUGCUGGAGGCUGGAAUGGCAGAUGCACAUUUGGCUUCUGCUGAUCAGAGAGAAAGAUUAACUAUGUCGGUGGAGAGAAUAAAUGAUUCGAGUGAGAGAAUUAGGGAGAGCCGAAGAACCAUUCUGGAGACUGAAGAACUCGGCGUCUCGAUCCUCCAAGAUUUACACCAGCAGCGUGAGACUCUCCUGAGCUCCCAUAAAAGGCUUCAUGGGGUAGAUGAUGCUAUUGACAAGAGUAAGAAGGUUUUAACCACCAUGUCUCGCAGAAUAACUAGACACAAAUGGAUCCUUGCAUCUGUGAUUGGAGCUCUUGUUUUAGCUAUAGUUGUGAUUCUAUUUUACAAGCUAUCCCAUUAGCUAAUCGGGGCAAGAUACGACAGGAUUCAAGCAAUGUUUUAUACUUGUAUGUGAUUGGUUGUAUAUAGGAAUUAUAUGUGAUGUUGGUCACAACCCUGCAAUUGUUUCUUCAUGGUUAUUCUUAUGAUUGGUGAAGUUUCCUUUGAUAUCUUGCUUUCCAUUUGAACUGGAAGAGCGUUAAGUUCACGUGUGUACUCAGUUUUUUGACAUGAUGCAUUGCUAGGCUGCUAGCAUUUUUGAAAGUUAAUAAUUUCCAAUUUUUAGUGC